Fonsecaea monophora is the source of this 1599-nucleotide messenger RNA. RefSeq lists its product as hypothetical. Gene Ontology annotation, biological process: zinc ion transmembrane transport. The record is from RefSeq and is a predicted model, not a curated record. Lineage: Eukaryota; Fungi; Ascomycota; Eurotiomycetes; Chaetothyriales; Herpotrichiellaceae. Gene Ontology annotation, cellular component: plasma membrane. The coding region runs from base 1 to 1599 and encodes 532 amino acids. The transcript is spliced from 4 exons. Gene Ontology annotation, molecular function: zinc ion transmembrane transporter activity.
AUGAAUUGUCCAUCCCGAACCGACGACGUCGAAUUAGAACAUCCAACCUGGAACCAAAAUCCGCCUGAUUUGGCCGCGGACCUCACGACCCGUCAGGACCUUAACGGCAUCGCCAACUCGCGAGAGCACAAGGCUGCCUGUGAUGAUGACAGGGUAGACGGUUUGCCUCCGGCUGUCAAAACCUGUCUGUUCGACAGGCCUCCUGACGCCCUUAUUCCAGCAGCGUCCACUGCGGGGCUUCCUUAUGGACUUGCCUCGCUCCCUAAGACGGUUGCCGCUGGUGAUGGCCGCCACCGUCUUCCAUCUCCCCCAAGCACUCCGGCUCCUGCAGUGUCGGCCCUUUGGAGCUGGACCACCUGGGGAUUGUCCGUCGCCGUCACCUCUUUCUCUUUCUCUGUUAUCGGUCAGACCUAUCAUGCGUACCUAGGACACUUCAGUGAGGGCCCGGCUUCUGCCUAUGCUUCGAACUCUCUGGCAGCAUCCACCUCGAGCGUGCGAAAAAGGUCUACCUGCCCCGACGACAGUGCGAAUGAGGACCUCUACAACACCCCGCUUCAUGUUGGUGCUUUGUUCAUCAUCCUAUUGGUCUCGACCCUGGCUUGCUCCUUUGCCAUGCUGGCAUCCCGCUUUCCGGGCCUCCGACUUCCAGCACAUUUCUUCUUCGUGAUUCGACAUUUUGGCACAGGUGUUCUUAUUGCAACCGCAUUUGUCCAUCUUCUCCCGACUGCCUUCAUAUCUCUGGGAGAUCCUUGUCUGACUGGCUUCUGGAAUGACGACUAUCCUGCCAUGCCCGGCGCCAUCGCUUUGGCUGGGAUUUUUCUAGUUAUCCUCGUCGAGAUGAUCUUCCACCCGUGUCGGCGGAUCCGUCCGAGGCUUGAAGACCAUCCUACGGGUGACCACGCUCUCACUGAUGCCUCUCAUGGUAACCCAUCGCAGACAGAUCCGACCGGACCACUGCGCGAUAUGGGUCCCUUGGUUGGGAAACAAUCGAGUAUAGGUCGCAGCCUCUCUCGAGUCAACGAUCCACGCGAUGUCGAUCAAAUCGAAGAGAUGAACUCUUCUAAAGUUAACGCUCGGCCAUCCUCUCACAGGGAACACGAUGGCACCAGUGCGGAAGCCAUGCGUACUCUGACUCGAGAUCAGAAGCUCCGAAAAGCCCGGCUGCAAUGUGUUCUCCUAGAGAUCGGUAUCCUCUUCCACAGCGUUUUUAUUGGCAUGGCUCUCAGCGUCUCGACCGGGAAAACAUUCGAAGGUCUCGCUCUAGGAUCUCGCAUUGCCGACAUUGACUGGCCUAUGGGAACAUGGCAGCCAUGGUUCAUGGCUCUUGCGUAUGGGUGCACGACCCCACUCGGACAAGCCAUCGGUCUCGCCACUCAUUCGCUGUACAGCCCCAGCUCCGAGACGGGCCUCUUACUCGUGGGCACUAUGAAUGCCAUCUCUGCAGGACUUUUGACCUUCGCAUCACUGGUCGAGCUUCUCUCCGAAGACUUUCUUAGCGAUCACAGCUGGGAUGUACUUCGAGGCAAGAGCCGCGUCUUUGCCAGUCUGUUGGUGUUCGCUGGCGCAUUUGCCAUGAGUCUGGUCGGCGCGUGGGCCUAG